Molecule: messenger RNA, 2686 nt
Organism: Rattus rattus (black rat)
Lineage: Eukaryota; Metazoa; Chordata; Mammalia; Rodentia; Muridae
Gene: Pheta2
Product: PH domain containing endocytic trafficking adaptor 2
Exons: 2
Coding region: 450-1229 (259 amino acids)
Biological process (GO): retrograde transport, endosome to Golgi; endosome organization; receptor recycling
Cellular component (GO): trans-Golgi network; recycling endosome; early endosome
Source: RefSeq, a predicted model, not a curated record
GAGGGGAGUUGAGGUGGGGGCAUCGGGGAGAGACUGGAUGGGCUGUAAGGGGAAACUUUGGGGGAAAAAGAGCACCCCGAAUUCUCCUUCAGUACUGAGCUGUAGACCUGUGGGUAGCCUGAGGUUGGACUCGGGGUUCGAGACCAUUCCUCACCCUGUGGCUCAUGCCGGUUCCCACCCUCCAGGGUCUCAGUUUCCCUCCACAGUGCAAGCCGAGGCGACUUUGCAGAUCCAGAGGCCUGUUUUUUGAUGUCCAGGUUCCUUUUUCUUUCUUUCUUUUUUUUUUGUGACCCUUCUAUGACUUUUGAGAUGAAAGACAAGGAAGACUAGUCCUUCAGCUGAAGUCUGAGAGCUGCAGGAACUACAGUCCGUCGGAGCCACAGGACCGGGUUGCAGAUCUGAGCACCUUCCCUCCGGGUGCUACCGUCUCUCUACCUCACCGUUCCGGUAUGAAGCUGAACAAGAGGAGUGUGGCCCACUACGCGCUGAGUGAUUCUCCAGCAGACCACACUGGCUUCCUGCGUAGUUGGGGAGGACCAGGUUCCCCACCCACUCCCAGUGGCACUGGCCGAAGAUACUGGUUUGUUCUCAAGGGCAAUCUGCUAUUUUCUUUCGACAGUAGAGAAAGCCGGGUCCCGCUGAGUCUCGUGGUACUGGAAGGCUGCACGGUGGAGCUGGCCGAGGCUCCGGUACCCGAGGAAUUUGCCUUCGCCAUUCGCUUUGAUGCCCCUGGAGUGCGCCCACACCUGCUGGCAGCAGACGGGCAGGCUGCCCAAGAGGCCUGGGUGAAGGCACUGUCCCGAGCCAGCUUUGGCUACAUGCGACUUUUGGUGCGAGAAUUGGAGAGCCAGUUGCAGGAUGCCCGUCAGAGCCUGGCCUUGCAUCGCUGUGCACCCCAGAGGGCUGUUGCCAGUCGCAGUAAAUCUCAGGCUCCUGACCACCGGGCUCCAGGUCCUGAGAAUGGCCACUUUCUCCCUAGGGACGGCAGUUCCAUGGGUACUGUGGAAGAAAGGGGAAUCCGGCCAAUAGGACGGGAUUUGACUGAGUGGGAGUUACAGGGCCCUGCUAGCCUCCUCCUUAGCAUGGGGCAGAGCCCCGUGUCCCCUGAGACCUCCUGUUUCUCUACCCUGCAUGACUGGUAUGGGAAGGAGAUCAUGGAGCUGAGGCAGAGGUGGCAGCAAAGGGCCAAGGGGAGCCAGCCAGAGAACAAGCCACACAAUAGGCCCUGAGCCAGGGCCCUUUAAACUAUGACCCUGUCCUGCUGGUCGGGACGCCAGGGUCAGAACUUCAAGGGUUAAAUUUUCACUCAUUUACCAAGUUGCUGUGUGGGCUGUGUGUGUGAAAGUGGCUUGAAGACUAGCAUCAAUGUAGCUUUGUCAGGGCUCUCUGUAGGAGGUCUUCAGGUGCUAAAGAGGGAUUUCUUCUCUCCCCCGCUGCCCUGUCAAUGUAUAGUGGUGGGCAUGGCCCGCAGAGAGGCAGGCAGCCUUUUAGACAGGAGAAACUCUCUCUGGCCUGUUGUCAUGGCUACUUGUAGGGACUCUUGUCACCUAGCCAGCUGGUUCCUAAGGCUUGUCUGCCGAGGGCCCUCAUACUCUCUCCUGUAUCAUUCCAAGUAUCUUUUUCUUUUGUUCUAAGGCCAAAUGGGUCUACCGAGUCAGAAGCCAGGCCCAUCUGUCCCCUUUAUAGAGAUGUAAUGACAGCGGCUGUGGCUCAAUAGAGAGCCGUUCCCAAACAAAAUCUGCCUCUUCCUGACCACCCUCCUCUCCCUAUCUGGGGCCUUAGGGCAGCCGGGCCAAAACCCAUCAAGGCCUCAAGGCCAAACUUUGCCUCCAGGAGACUGAGUUUCAUGGUCUUCCUGGCUAGGGCCAAUUCCUGUGACGCUAGUCAUGUUUCUCAAGCCUGCUUGUAACAUCAUGGCCAGUGGCCCUCGACUGUACACACAGGUAUUACAGGCCUUUGCUAAUGUUCCUGUCAUAGUCGUUAGUGUCUGCUCUUUAGUUUUGGAUUUUGGAGGCCAGGUCUUUGUUUGCAAGUGCUGAGAUUAUGGAUAUGAGCACCAUGCCGCGUUGGUUUUGUUUUGCAGCAGGACCUGGUGGGAAGGCCUGCUAGCCUCCUCCUUUCCCCUUAUAACCAGAACAAUAAAGUUUGCAGGGUUGGUAGCAAAGAGGUAGAGGAGGACUAGGAGUUCAAGGGCAUCCUUGAAUACACGGUGAGGUUUUGGCUAGACUGGGAUAUGUGUGAGACCCUGUCCGAAAGUUAUUCAUUUUGGUUAUUAUAAUCAGUGUGUUUACAAAUGGAGAAUCAGGAGUCAGAGCUGCAAAGCCGGUGUCUGUGGCUAGCAACUGGGUCAGAGAACCUGGCUUGCUGGUACAACCGCCAUUGGCUCAACCCCUCUUCUUGCUUGUUCCCUAGACCUAUACGGGAAGUCUGCUGUCCACUGCGCUCGUUGUACCAAUGUUCACAGACACUCUGAGCUAUUGUUAACUUGUCUUUUUCACCACACUAGAUAGCUCCGGCUGUCCUGGAACUCACUAUGUAGAUCAGACUGGACUUGAACUUAUCAAGAUCCUCCUGCCUCUGCAUCCCAAGUGGUGAAGGUGUGCACAACUUCGCCCAGUUUUUUGUUAACUUUUUACUGUUACAGUUUUUGUUUUUUUUUUUUUAUAAAUUCAGUAAAGUUUUUCAU